This is a messenger RNA of Hibiscus syriacus, 1996 nucleotides long. RefSeq names its product D-3-phosphoglycerate dehydrogenase 1, chloroplastic-like. The record is from RefSeq and is a predicted model, not a curated record. Gene Ontology annotation, cellular component: chloroplast stroma. Gene Ontology annotation, molecular function: NAD binding; phosphoglycerate dehydrogenase activity. NCBI's taxonomy places the organism in Eukaryota, Viridiplantae, Streptophyta, Magnoliopsida, Malvales, Malvaceae. The transcript has 4 exons. Gene Ontology annotation, biological process: L-serine biosynthetic process. The coding region runs from base 52 to 1860 and encodes 602 amino acids.
CUUUACUCGCUGCUCCCCACUUCCAGGAACCCUCUUUAAUCUUCACCAGCGAUGGCUUCUGUCAAAAUCCCUGCUCUCAAUAACCCUUUCGUUUCGCUUUCCUUUAAAUCGCGCCUUCCGUCAUCAUUUUCCGUCACCUUCCGUGACAACUUGCGGUUUUCGCGCUCCUCCUCCCGUCCACAACGCCGUUUCUUGGUCGUAACCGCUUCCUCUGCUUCUAUAUCCGGAAAACCUACCGUACUCGUCGCCGAGAAACUCGGGGAAGCGGGUCUGAGUCUGCUCAAGCAGUUCGCCAUCGUGGAUUGUUCUUACAACCUCUCCCCCGAAGAGCUCUGCACCAAGAUCUCGCUCUGUGAUGCCUUAAUUGUGCGCAGCGGAACCAAAGUCAGCCGCGAGGUCUUCGAAUCUUCUGGCGGGAGAUUGAAAGUCGUUGGGAGAGCUGGUGUUGGGAUCGACAAUGUGGAUCUGGCCGCCGCCACCGAGCACGGUUGUUUGGUGGUUAAUGCGCCUACUGCUAACACCGUUGCGGCGGCUGAGCACGGGAUCGCGCUCUUGGCUGCCAUGGCUAGAAACGUAGCUCAAGCUGAUGCUUCCGUUAAGGCUGGGAAAUGGCAGCGGAACAAAUAUGUCGGUGUGUCCCUCGUUGGGAAGACAAUUGCUAUCUUGGGUUUCGGAAAGGUUGGAUCAGAAGUAGCUCGUCGAGCCAAGGGGCUCGGUAUGCAUGUUAUUGCUCAUGAUCCUUAUGCCUCAGCCGAUCGUGCUCGUGCUAUAGGUGUGGACCUAGUGAGCUUUGAGGAAGCCGUAGCUACCGCAGACUUUAUUUCUCUGCACAUGCCUCUCACACCUGCUACUGAUAAAAUCCUCAAUGAUGAGACAUUUGCAAAGAUGAAGAAAGGCGUUCGUAUCGUCAAUGUUGCUCGUGGGGGAGUGAUUGAUGAAGAGGCUCUUGUGAGAGCAUUGGAUGCCGGAAUUGUCGCUCAGGCUGCUCUUGAUGUCUUCACCGAGGAGCCACCGAAACAGGACAGCAAGUUGGUGCAGCACGAGAGAAUUACAGUGACUCCACAUCUCGGUGCCAGUACAAUGGAAGCUCAAGAAGGAGUGGCUAUUGAAAUUGCUGAAGCUGUUGUUGGAGCCCUGAAAGGGGAACUUGCUGCGACUGCUGUCAAUGCACCAAUGGUUCCUGCUGAGGUUCUAGCAGAGUUGAAACCGUAUGUCGAACUCGCUGAGAAACUCGGGAGGCUGGCUGUCCAAUUGGUCGCAGGUGUAAGUGGUGUUAAAAGCUUGAAAGUGUCGUAUGCUUCCUCUAGGGCCCCUGAUGACCUUGACACAAGGGUGCUCCGCGCGAUGAUCACCAAGGGUCUAAUUGAGCCUAUUUCCAGUGCGUAUGUGAACCUAGUCAAUGCUGAUUACACUGCUAAACAAAGAGGACUUCGGAUUACAGAAGAACGUAUCAUUAUAGAUGGUUCAUCAGAGACCCCACUAGAAUCCAUCCAAGUUCAGAUUGCCAAUGUGGAAUCAAAAUUUGCGAGCGCAAUAUCAGAUUCAGGUGAGAUUAAGGUGGAAGGAAAGGUGAAGGAUGGAAUUCCUCAUUUGACAAAGGUAGGGUCGUUUGAAGUGGAUGUAAGCUUGGAGGGUAGCAUUAUCCUUUGCAGACAGGUUGAUCAGCCCGGCAUGAUCGGUAAGGUGGGACAUAUUUUGGGUGAGGAGAAUGUGAACGUGAGCUUCAUGAGUGUUGGGAGGACCGCACCCAGGAAGCAAGCGGUGAUGGCCAUAGGAGUCGAUGACCAACCCAGCAAACAAUCUCUGCAGAGGAUUGGCGAAGUCCCUGCCAUUGAAGAGUUAGUUUUCCUCAAGCUAUAGGCUUGAUUGUGUCAUCAUAUAUCAUUUUACCUGGUUGGGUGAUCAUUUUUACUACCCUGUAGCUCACAGAAUUUUGAACGUUGUUAUCGAGUGUGCCGUCUCCAAUAAGCCAGAAUAAAUAAGUUCGAUGAAGUUG